GUCACCCCAAUCCUAAUGCCAAAGAUUCCCUCCCUGGUUCAUGGACAGAGAGGGGAUCUCUCUCUCCCUCUCCCUCUGUACUGGAUAGCUGCUGAGGACCAGGACCCAAGCUCUCCCCUAGGACAAAGGUCCUCAGCCUUCCUCCUGGAGACCACUGACGGCAGAGCCUCUCCCCUGCCUUCCCCCAUGGCAGAUCUCCUACCUUUGCUUCCCUGGGCACCCCUGCUAGGGGAGCCCGAGGCCCCCCCAGGCCCGAGCUCCCCCACUCCCCCAGGCAAGCAGCACCCGAGGAAUCAUGGCGGCAGUGGAGCAAAGGGUAGGGCCUGGGCCCCCUGGGAGCUCCUGCCUCUGCCCACCAUACAGGUAACACCCUCCAGCGAAGGGGAGACACCCCCAUGCACCCCGACUCGCCGCAGGCACCUCCAGCUGCCAAGGAUCUCUGACCCGGACAAUUCAGCUGGGGACAGCACGGCCCCCCACUCCGCCCGGAGCACCCCCAGCAGCUCCCCUUCCCUUCGGAAGCGGCUGCUGCUGUUGCCCCCAAACCGGUCCCCACCUGCAGAGCAGGAGAGCGGAGCCAUGGUGGAGAAGGGCUCUGAAAAGGGCUCCGACAGCUCCUCGGAGAAGGGCGGAGGGGCCAGCACUCCUGGAACCCAGUCGCUCAGCAGCAGAAACUUCAUCAGAAACAGCAAGAAAAUGCAGAGCUGGUACAGUAUGUUGAGUCCCACCUACAAACAGCGAAAUGAAGACUUCAGGAAACUCUUCAGCAAACUUCCUGAGGCUGAGAGGCUCAUUGUAGAUUACUCCUGUGCCCUGCAGAGGGACAUCCUGCUCCAAGGCCGCCUCUACCUCUCUGAAAAUUGGAUCUGUUUCUAUAGCAAUAUCUUCCGCUGGGAGACCACGAUCUCAAUCCAGCUGAAGGAAGUGACAUGUUUGAAGAAGGAGAAAACAGCCAAACUGAUCCCCAAUGCCAUUCAGAUCUGCACCGAGAGCGAGAAACAUUUCUUCACCUCCUUUGGGGCCCGAGACCGCUGCUUCCUGCUCAUCUUCCGCCUUUGGCAGAAUGCCCUGCUGGACAAGACGCUGUCCCCCCGGGAGCUGUGGCACCUGGUCCAUCAGUGCUAUGGGUCAGAACUGGGCCUCACCAGUGAGGAUGAAGACUACGUGUGCCCCUUGCAGCAGCUGAAUGGUUUGGGGGGCCACAAGGAGGUGGGAGAUGUGAUUGCCUUGAGUGACAUGACCCUGCCCCGUCGCUCUCCAGACCUCAGCCGAGAGCCCAGCCCUACAGCCUCCCGGAGGACCCAGCUCACACCCUGCCCGUCCCAGGCCAGCAGCGAGGGGGACAACGUGGGAGAGGAGGAGAAAGAAGCCCAGCCCGACAGCCAACCAGUGACCCCAGUGACGGAGCCCCCUCCGAGCGAGAUGCCCCCCGAGGGUCCGGCCGCCCUGGCCUCCUUGGAUCUGCUGCCCAGUGAGGAGAUGUUGACAGACACAAGCAACUCCUCCUCCUCAGCCACGGAGGAAGCCGACCUGACCUCCUUCCUCCCGGACCUCUCUGGCCGCCUGCUCAUCAACUGUGUGUUCCACAUGGGGGCCGACCGCCUGCAGCAGAUGCUUUUCUCCGACUCCCCCUUCCUGCAGGGCUUUCUCCAGCAGCGAAAAUUCACUGAUGUGACAUUUACUCCAUGGAGCGGGGAGAGCAAAUGUCACCAGAGCCGCGUCCUGUCUUACACCAUCCCCAUCAGCAACCCCCUCGGGCCCAAGAGUGCAGCUGUGGUGGAGACUCAGACCCUGUUCCGGCGGAGUCCCCAGGGUGGGGGCUGCGUGGUGGACUCUGAGGUCCUCACUCAGGGCAUUCCGUACCAAGACUAUUUCUACACAGCGCAUCGGUACUGCAUCCUAAGCCUGGCCAGAAACAAGAGCCGCCUCCGCGUGUCCUCAGAGAUCCGUUAUCGGAAGCAGCCGUGGAGCCUGGUGAAGUCCCUCAUUGAGAAGAACUCUUGGAGUGGCAUUGAAGAUUACUUUCACCACUUGGAGAGAGAACUCUCCAAAGCAGAGAAACUGCCCCUAGAAGAGGGUGGGAAGGAGACCCGGGGGCUGCUGUCAGGACUCCGACGGCGCAAAAGGCCUCUGAGCUGGAGGAACCACGGAGAGGCUCCCACUCACGCUGAUCCAGAAACUUGCAGUCGGGGUGGCCUGCACCCUUCAGGCUCCAUUACUUCUCGACUCUCAGAACCAUCCCUGGACCAGAGCCCUGGAUCAGGCAUUCCUGGAAUCCUCCUCAUUAUCAGUGUUGUCCUUGUCAUCCUGGUCGCUCUGAAUGCUCUCCUUUUCUACCGGCUCUGGUCCUUGGAGAGGACAGCCCACACCUUUGAGGCCUGGCACAGCCUUGCUCUGGGCAAAGACCCCAACUCUCCCCAUAGGAAGUUUCCUCAGACGGCAGCUGAGUGGGCAGAAAUUUUGGCCCUCCAGAAGCAGUUCCACAGUGUGGAAGUGCACAAAUGGCGGCAGAUUCUCCGGGCUUCUGUCGAGCUGCUGGAUGAGAUGAAGUUCUCCCUGGAGAAACUCCACCAGGGCAUCGAGAUGUCGGAACCCCCCUUUGACCCUGAGCCCCUUGGAGAGAAUGCUUUCUCUUGAGACUCCCUCCAUCUCCCUCUCAAUCAGCCCCUAGUGAAUGGACAGAUGGACAGCCUCAGUGGACACUGCUGGACCAGUGCUGGACCUUUUGAAUGCCUGCUCCCCCAACUGUAGCCCCCUGCUGUGCCUCCCUUUCCCCAUCAGCCCUUUAUCUCCAGUACCCACAAGAAACUCUCCUCCCCAUGAACAAAACAGCCCCCAACUCCCCCUGUCCCCUCACUCCCCAUCCCUGCACCCCCCAGGUCAGGGGAGAAUGGUCGGACACUUCGACUGCAGAGCUGUGAUGCACUUUAGAACCUGGGGAGGGAACUCUGGGGGAGUGUGGGGGGAGAGAACAAUAGUCUUGCCCCUCCCCUCCAGCCUCCAACAACUGUCUGCCUCCCCCCUCUCCCAGAUGAUACUUGAGAUGAUCCUGGAGCUGGUUGCAAGGGCCUUCUCUGCAGCUCCUUCCCCCCCUUUUCCCCCUCUGGGUAAUUUAUUUGGAAAAGGUCAAGCUGCCCCUGGGAGGGGGACAGACCUAGGGUGGGGAAUCCUAUGGACAGGGGAAGGCUGACUGUUUAGUGUUCCCCCAGAGAUGGGGUCUAAUGUAUUAUAUUUAUUUGGGGCAAACGGAGCCCCAAUAAAGGGUCGGAAAUGUU
Molecule: messenger RNA, 3275 nt
Organism: Monodelphis domestica (gray short-tailed opossum)
Lineage: Eukaryota; Metazoa; Chordata; Mammalia; Didelphimorphia; Didelphidae
Gene: GRAMD1A
Product: GRAM domain containing 1A
Biological process (GO): intracellular sterol transport
Cellular component (GO): plasma membrane; endoplasmic reticulum-plasma membrane contact site; endoplasmic reticulum membrane
Molecular function (GO): cholesterol transfer activity; cholesterol binding
Source: RefSeq, a predicted model, not a curated record